Drosophila persimilis is the source of this 531-nucleotide messenger RNA. RefSeq lists its product as uncharacterized. NCBI's taxonomy places the organism in Eukaryota, Metazoa, Arthropoda, Insecta, Diptera, Drosophilidae. Bases 12 to 410 code for a protein of 132 amino acids. Gene Ontology annotation, molecular function: structural constituent of ribosome. Gene Ontology annotation, cellular component: cytosolic small ribosomal subunit; ribosome. Gene Ontology annotation, biological process: translation. The record is from RefSeq and is a predicted model, not a curated record. The transcript has 2 exons.
AUCGCGUCAAGAUGCAGCUUUUCGUACGUGGAUUUGAAACUAUUGAGGCUUUGGAGGUGUCCCAGGAUGCCACCAUCGCUGGAGUCAAGAACCAGCUCGCCCAGCUGCAUGGCUUCAACGCCGAGGAGGUGAGCCUCAACUGCGAGGGCACCACCCUGGCCAACGAGACGCCCGUGACCGCGCUUAGCUCCUUCGAGCUGGACAUCAACAUUCCCAUGCUUGGUGGUAAGGUGCACGGCUCUCUGGCUCGUGCCGGUAAGGUCAAGGGACAGACCCCCAAGGUGGAGAAGCAGGAGAAGAAGAAGAAGAAGACCGGCCGCGCCAAGCGCAGGAUCCAGUACAAUCGCCGCUUCGUGAACUUUGUCCAGGGCUUCGGCCGUCGUCGUGGCCCCAACGCCAACUCCACGUAAAGUGUGAACCGUGUCUCUGGGAUGAUGAACAAGUCGCUAUCUUUUAAUGCAUAAUGAUGUUCAUAAAGUAAUUUUCAAAAAUUAAACAAACUAUUUUACAAAUUUCAAGUUGUAAACCCGA